Messenger RNA from Ziziphus jujuba (common jujube), 3277 nucleotides. RefSeq names its product BTB/POZ domain-containing protein At3g44820. The coding region runs from base 846 to 2747 and encodes 633 amino acids. NCBI's taxonomy places the organism in Eukaryota, Viridiplantae, Streptophyta, Magnoliopsida, Rosales, Rhamnaceae. The record is from RefSeq and is a predicted model, not a curated record. The transcript is spliced from 4 exons. Gene Ontology annotation, molecular function: protein binding.
AACCAAAACAAGAGAAUGUACGCAAGCUCACAGGGCCAAAUCUCCCUUCUCUAAACAUAAAUUCCUUCUCUCUAGUUUUCCAUUAUCAGUCCCACGCGUCUUGGAUAAUGAUUGCAUAUAAGGCGUUUGACAAAAAGCCUCACACAAAUCCACCUCAUCAUUUUCGUUUCUUAUUACAGCCACCUAUCAUUACCCUUGUCACAUACUUCGUUCCUUGGCCGGCUAAAGCCCCGACGAUCUCUUACACUAUUUUUCUCCGUUGCCCAUUGCCCAUUGGCUUUCGUUUCUUUCUGUUUGUUGCCUUUUUAGCUUUACUUUGCUAACACACUCUCUCUCUGUCUCUGUCUCUCUCUUUUUUUUUUUUUUUAAGUUUUCUUUUUUCUCCAUGGCUUGGCCGGUUUUGCGUCGUGAUCUGUGUAACUUUUUAUGUAUGGGAUUCGAAAUAAUUUAAACCCUCUUUUUUUUUUUAAAAAAAAAAAAAAAAACAAUUUUUAUCUUUAUGGUCCAUGGUGUUUUUUGUUGGAUGGAGUUGAUGGUGGUUGAAUGGAGUUGGGUUUUUUGACGAAGGGAGACACUUUGGGAAGUCUUCGCUGUAAAGGCCCACCGUUUGUCCACAAGACCCCAUUUUGACUCUGUGGACCAAGGAUUCCUAAUAUGUUGCUUGGCAUCUUUUAACCCUUUUUUUUUUUUUUUUUUUUUUAAUUUAAAAAAAAUGGAAGGAAUAGUUUUUGGGUUUCUAAUCUCCAUCCAUAUGAAGUUUUCUUGGUAGAGAGGGAGAGAACGAGAGUGAGAGAAACAGACAGAGAGAGAAACCUGAGAGAAGAUCUCCCCUCACCUCCUCAGCCAUGGCUCCAGCUGGGAAGGUUUCUGAGUUUCACCGAGAAGGCAAUGACUGGUUCUGCAAAGCGGGACUGCCAAGUGAUAUUGUUGUUUCGGUGGAUGGCGUCAACUUCCAUCUUCACAAGUUUCCUCUCAUAUCAAAAUGUGGGAAAAUUGCUCAAAUACAUGAAGCGGCACAGCAAGUUACUCGGGAGAAGAUUUUUACAACAGUUCUGGAAGAGUUCCCUGGUGGCCCUGAUACUUUCUUGAUUGUAGCUAAAUUCUGCUAUGGUUUACGGAUCGAGUUGACUCCAAGAAACACGGUAAUGGUUUAUUGUGCAGCGGACUACCUUGAAAUGACUGAUGAGUAUGGAGAAGGGAACUUACUCUCUAAGUCAGAGACUUUCUUUUAUAAGAGCAUACUUCGCAAUUGGAAAGAUUGUAUCUUGGCUCUCCAAAGUUCUGAGACGGUUGUUCAUAGAGCGGAUAAACUCCAGAUUGUAAACAGAUGUUUAAAUGCUCUAUCUGUGAUGGUUUGUACUGAUCCUAGUUUGUUUGGGUGGCCCAUGAUGAUGUAUGGUAGUUUACAGAGCCCUGGUGGAAGCAUCUUAUGGAAUGGAAUAAACACCGGCGCAAGGAUUCGGAGCUCUGAAUCUGAUUGGUGGUUUGAAGACAUUUCAUAUCUCAAUGUCAGUUUGUUUGAGAGACUUAUCAAGACAAUGGAAGCGAAGGGUAUAAGACUUGAAAACCUAGUGGGUGCCAUAAUGUAUUAUGCAAGAAAGUAUCUACCUGGUCUAGGCAGAUGGCAGGUUGGACAAAGUGGUGUAACAAGAACAGUUGCGAGUUUCAGUCUGACACCUGUUGUGCUUGAUCAAAGGGUUGUACUGGAAAGCAUUGACAAGCUUCUUCCACAUAAAAAGGGGAAAUCCUUUUGCCGUUUUUUACUAGGACUACUCCGUGUUGCGUUGAUACUUGGCGUCAAUCAAAAGUGUGUGGACUCUUUGGAGAGGAGAAUAGGGAUGCAAAUGGACCUAGCGACCUUAGAUGGUCUUCUAAUUCCUAACUAUUCAGAUGCUGACACAUUAUACAAUACUGAUUGUGUUGAACGGAUAAUCCAUUAUUUUAAAUCAACAGAAUCAAGGAUUGCAUCAUUUUCUCCAUCAUCGUUUGACUUAGAAACAUCACCAUCAUCUGAACCCUUAAGAAAAGUUGCUAAGUUAAUAGAUAACUACAUUGCAGAGGUUGCUUCUGAUGUGAAUUUGAAGCCAACGAAGGUACGAUCUCUAGCAGAGGCAAUCCCAGGGUCUUCAAGAUCUUUGCAUGAUGGGCUGUACAGAGCACUGGAUAUAUACUUCAAGGCACAUCCUUGGCUUUCAGAGAAAGAGAAGGAAGAACUCUGCAACAUUAUUGACUUCCAGAAACUCUCUAUCGAUGCAUGUGCCCAUGCAUCCCAAAAUGAAAGGUUGCCACUUAGAAUUGUUCUUCAAGUCCUGUUUUUUGAGCAGAUGCAUUUGAGAACAGCUCUAGCUGGUUGCCUCCAUGUAUUGGACACUGAAAGUGCCCCUCCAGGUCCCAUGAAUGUCCCAGGUGACAUGACUGGCCAGAUUGUACAGAGGGAUGGAUGGGUAACUGUGGUACGUGAGAACCAGGUCUUAAAGGUGGAUAUGGAAAGGAUGAGAUCCAGAGUUCGUGAACUAGAAGAAGAAUUUUGUAAGAUAAAGGAAGAAAUGAAAAAGGUGAGCAAAUCACAUAGCUCCCUAAGUUCUCCUCGUAUGGUUGCAAGGAGAAUUGGUUGCAAUCUUCUUCCGCGAUCAUCUGAUGCUCAACCAGAUAUUAUUGACAGUACUAAUCCCACUCCAAGAGCAUCUGUUGAUAAGGCACGUCCUUCCGGUCAUUCUAGGCAUCGGAAAAGUUUUUCAUUGUUUUGAAAGCUAGUACAAUAGAAGCAAAAUCUGCCAUGGUACCUAAAGACUCUGUUUGGUACUCAGAAAGUUUGAAAAGAAGGGGACUAAAUUAGCUCUUCUAGUAUAUUUGAUCCGUUAUGAGCAGUUAUUUUUCCCUACCCUCGCAUUUUCUGCGGACCAAACAGAGAGAAAUAGAUGGCAUUUAUUCAAACAAGCAAUUAUAACAUCUCAGUCUCUUGGAUGGGGAAAAACAGCUCCAUCCCACUCUAUUUGAUGCAUUCCCCCGUUUUGGAUGACAUAGAGAGAUUCAUUCCCGCUCAAAGUGAGGCUUUGACAAUUAACAAAGAGUGAACUCAGAAAUGCAUGCAAACUUCAAUACGAGUAAAUAUACCUUGUUCAUAUAUAGAAAAGAUUUACUUAUUUUAUUUUAUUUUAUUUUUAUUUUUUCCAUUUAAUAGUUAUGUGUCUGUCUGUGGACGUGUCUGUUUGUAUCUUUAUGAACUGAGUUGUAAGUCACUCAAACAUUGAAAAGAUAUAUAGAUUCUUUUUAGAUA